Molecule: messenger RNA, 2467 nt
Organism: Gastrolobium bilobum
Lineage: Eukaryota; Viridiplantae; Streptophyta; Magnoliopsida; Fabales; Fabaceae
Product: probable protein phosphatase 2C 4
Exons: 4
Coding region: 193-2340 (715 amino acids)
Biological process (GO): protein dephosphorylation
Molecular function (GO): protein serine/threonine phosphatase activity
Source: RefSeq, a predicted model, not a curated record
AGUCAACGCCUUUUCUCUCUCUCCUUCUUCUACUUCUCUUAUCAGCUUCAACUUCUCUUUCUGCACCAUCUGGUUCUCUCUCACUUACGCUCCCUUGUUUAGUUCUUCUUCUUCAUCAAGCUACCAUGAAUAACGGGUUGUAGCAACCUUGUAACUUGCCUCUAUUCUUUUGAUUUUGUUCUUGUUGUAGCGAUGGGUAACGGAAUAGGAAAGCUAACUGUGUGUUUCACCGGCAACGGAGGAGGCGGUCGCCGGAAGCAGGACAUAUCGAUUUUUAUAACGGAGCCACUGGAUGAGGGACUUGGCCACUCCUUCUGCUACGUUCGACCCGACCCGACCCGGAUAUCUUCAUCGAAGGUCCACUCAGAAGAAACCACGACGUUCAGAACAAUCUCCGGUGCAUCGGUGAGCGCGAACACGUCGACGCCGCUCUCGACGUCGCUCGUGGACUUGUACUCCUACGGUUGCAUCGAUAGAGCUGCGGCUUUUGAGAGUUCAACCUCGUUUGCUUCGCUUCCUCUGCAACCGAUUCCGAGAAAUCUCAUGAGUUCGGGUCCCUUUUCAGGGAAUCUGGGUGGUGGGGUUCCGGGUUCGGGUCCUAUGGAGAGAGGGUUCUUGUCGGGUCCAAUCGAGCGUGGGUUCAUGUCGGGUCCAAUCGAUCGCGGGUUGUUUUCGGGUCCGAUGGAAAAGGAUAGCUCCGAUCAGUUUCAAAGAAGCUUCUCGCAUGGGGGUUUAGGUUUUGGUUUAAGACCAAGAACAAGGAAGGGUCGGUGGAUUCGGAUUCUUCGGAGGGCGAUUUCGAAGACUCUGUCUCGUGGGCAAAACUCGAUUGUUGCUCCGAUCAAAGGUGGGGUAAAGGAACCGGAGUGGAUCGUUGCGGCGGAGAAGCACCACAACGAGAAUUUAACGGUGAGCAGUGUGAAUCUGAGUAGCGAGGGUAGUUUGGAAGACGAUGAUUCAAUGGAAAAUCAGAAUCUUCAAUGGGCUCAGGGGAAAGCAGGUGAGGAUCGUGUUCACGUGGUAGUUUCAGAGGAACACGGUUGGGUUUUCGUGGGGAUUUACGAUGGUUUCAAUGGUCCUGAUGCACCUGAUUACCUCCUUUCAAAUCUAUACACCGCCGUGCAUAAGGAACUGAAGGGUUUGUUGUGGGAUGAUGGGGUUCCUCUAGAGAAUUCGAAUUUGGAAGUGCGAGAUUCGAUUCCAUUCGAUGAUGGUGAUUUUGGGAAGGAGGACAAGUUGGUAAUAGAUACUUGUUCUCAUUGUGUUGAAGAAGAGAAUAAUGGUCCGUAUGCAAGUGGGGAUGUGGUGUUGAAGAGAAAAAGUGGUAAGAAUUCCAAGAACAAGUAUAGAGGUGCAGCUAAGAAAUGGGAGGAGAAUCAAAGGAGGUGGAAGUGUGAAUGGGAUCGUGAAAGAGUAGAGCUUGAUAGAAGAUUGAAGGAACAGCUAAGUCUAAGUCGAUCUGGUUCUGGUGGAACCAACUCUAUUAAUCAUUCAGAUGUUUUGGAAGCUCUCUCUCGAGCUCUCAGGAAAACAGAAGAGUCUUAUCUUGAUGUUGCGGAUAAGAUGGUUGGGGAGAAUCCUGAACUUGCUUUGAUGGGUUCUUGUGUUCUUGUGAUGUUAAUGAAGGGGGAAGAUGUUUAUGUGAUGAAUGUAGGUGAUAGUAGAGCUGUGCUGGCUCAAAAGGCUGAGCCUGAUUAUUGGCUUGGGAAAAUCAGACAGGACUUGGAGAGGAUCAAUGAAGAGACAAUGAAUGAUCUUGAAUCAUGGGAUGUUGAUACAUCAAACUUGGUUCCUAGUCUAAGUGCAAUUCAGCUUACCAAGGAUCAUAGUACCAAUGUUGAAGAAGAAGUCCAGAGAAUAAAAAAAGAGCACCCAGAUGAUACUUGUGCUGUAGUAAAUGAUCGUGUUAAGGGUUCUCUCAAGGUUACCCGAGCAUUUGGUGCUGGAUUUCUCAAACAGCCCAAGUGGAACAAUGCACUUCUGGAAAUGUUUAGAAUAGACUAUGUAGGAAAUUCUCCUUACAUAAGCUGUCUACCAUAUCUAAAACACCACAGAUUAGGCCCAAAGGAUAAAUUUUUGAUAUUAUGCUCCGAUGGGCUCUAUCAAUACUUGUCAAACGAAGAAGCAGUUGCUGAAGUUGAGCUUUUCAUCACAUUGCAACCUGAGGGAGACCCGGCUCAGCAUUUGGUUGAAGAAGUGUUAUUUCGUGCUGCUAAGAAAGCUGGUUUGGACUUUCACGAAUUGCUCGAAAUUCCACAGGGUGAUAGGCGUCGUUACCAUGAUGAUGUUUCCAUCAUUGUUAUUUCUUUGGAGGGAAGGAUAUGGAGAUCAUGUGUAUAAGUAUAGCCAAAAAACCAUAUAUUAUACAAAAAAGAAAAAGAAAAAAAAGAUGAGAUAUAUACUGGCGAAGGUUCAGUGGGUGGUGAGGAUUGUAAAGUUGUAAAAGCUGGAUUUUGUUGAUUAUAAC